This is a messenger RNA of Pteronotus mesoamericanus, 3691 nucleotides long. RefSeq names its product zinc finger protein 883-like. The record is from RefSeq and is a predicted model, not a curated record. NCBI's taxonomy places the organism in Eukaryota, Metazoa, Chordata, Mammalia, Chiroptera, Mormoopidae. The transcript is spliced from 3 exons. Gene Ontology annotation, molecular function: RNA polymerase II cis-regulatory region sequence-specific DNA binding; DNA-binding transcription factor activity. Gene Ontology annotation, biological process: regulation of transcription by RNA polymerase II. The coding region runs from base 96 to 2060 and encodes 654 amino acids.
CUUCCGGCGUCGUCCUCACCAGCGGCAUUUUGCGUCAGCCUUAAUCCAGUUAAAUUAAGGCCUCGGAUGCUCCAGAUCGCUGGAGUCUAGUAGAGAUGCCGGGGCGGGGAAGGAGCCAGAGUGGUGGUCCACAUAGGACACCUGAAAGUAAGAAGCUGGGUGCCGCUGCCUGGGAGACUCGCCCCGGGGCCGGAACGGGGGCCGCCAUGUCGGGGGCGGUCUCCUUUCCCGCUGCCACCGCUGCGUCUCGCCGACAGCGUCCGUUGGUGACCUCGCUGAGGUGCCCGGCUGAGGUUGGUGUAACUUUUGAAGACAUUGCCCUGUACUUCUCUAAGAAAGAAUGGUACCUCCUUGAUGAGGGUCAGAGACGCCUGUACCUGGAUGUGAUGCUGGAGAACUUUGAACUUAUAUCCUCGCUGGGUUGCUGCUGUGGAGCCGAGGAUAUGAAAGCAUCAAGUGAACAAAACGAUUCUAUAGGAGUGUCAAAGGCAAAGAAUCCCAGUAUACUUUUGUCUCCCAGGCAACGCCAUCCCUGUGAGAGUUGUAGGCCAGUCUUGAAAGACAUUUUUCACUGCAUUGAGCAGCAGGAAACACAACACAGCCAGAAACUGCUGAGAUGUGGAGCAUGUGGACAACAAUUUUAUUUCAGUGCAAAGUGUCAGCAGCAUCAGGAGCACCACAUGAGAGAGGAGUCUUUCAUAAGAGGAGUGGAUAGGAUGUCACUUGCGAAAACCUGCAGUUUUAAUGUGUUCCAGAAGCUUUUUACCUAUGGCAAUGUUGGGCAGGACAUCCUUACCAGGUCAGGACAUCUCCAGCAACAGGCUACUCAAACCAGGGACAAGCCAAAUGAUUUCUCAAUGUCUGGGGUGACUCCUCAAAACAGCAAAAAUCAUUACAUCCUGAAUGAGUAUAAAAAAGCAAUUGGUUGCAACCACAAGAUUCUUGAGAACAAAGGUGUUCAUACUGGACCCCAGUGUUUUCUGUGUCAUCAAAGUGGACAAUAUUUUACCAGUAUUUCUAGUUUUCAUUAUUGUCGAAGAGUUCACACUGGAAAGAGACCCUAUGAGUGCAGCGAAUGUCUGAAAUCUUUUAACAGGCUCUAUUACCUUCAUUUACAUCAUGGAAUUCACACUGGGGAAAGGACUUUUGAAUGCAGUCAAUGUGGGAAAUUUUUUACCAGUAGCACUAGCCUCCAAGAUCAUCAGAGAUUUCACACUGCGGAAAGGCUUUAUGAGUGCAAUGAGUGUGGGAAAUCUUUUACCAGAAUUAAUCACCUUCAUUGUCAUCAGAGAGUCCACACUGGAGAAAGGCCUUAUGAGUGCAGUGAAUGUGGGAAAUCUUUUACUACAAUUGGUGAUUUUCAUCGUCAUCAGAGAGUUCACACUGGAGAAAGGCCUUAUGAAUGCAGUGAAUGUGGGAAAUCUUUUACCACUAGCACUAACCUCCGUUAUCAUCAGAUCUUUCACACAGGAGAAAGGCCUUAUGAGUGCUUUGAAUGCGGGAAAUCUUUUACCACUAGCACUAGCCUCCGUUAUCAUCAGAGAAAUCACACUGGAGAAAGGCCCUUUAAUUGCAGUGAAUGUGGGAAAUCUUUUACAAGAAUGUAUCACCUUUGUUGUCAUCAGAGAGUUCACACUGGAGAAAGGCCUUAUGAGUGCAAUGAAUGUGGCAAAUCAUUCACAACUAGCACUAGCCUCAGAUAUCAUCAGAGAUUUCACACAGGAGAAAGGCCUUAUCAUUGCAGUGAAUGUGGAAAGUCUUUUACCAGAAUUAAUCACCUUCAUUGUCAUCAGAGAGUUCACACUGGAGAAAGACCUUAUGAAUGCAGUGAAUGUGGGAAGUCUUUUACCACUAGCACUAGGCUCCGUGUUCAUCUGAGAGUUCACACAGGAGAAAGACCGUAUCAGUGCAGUGAAUGUGAAAAAUGUUUUAGCACUAGCACUAACCUCCGUGUUCAUCAGAGGGUUCACACAGGAGAAAGGCCUUAUCAUUGCAGUGAAUGUGGAAAAUCUUUUACCAGAAUUGAUAUCCUUCGUUAUCAUCAGAGGGUUCACACAUGAGAAAGGCCUUAUAAAUGCAGUGAAUGUGGGUAGUCUUAUAGUCACUCUAGUUGUUGUUAUAAUCAGAGAUGUUGGAAAUAUUUCAGCCAAAAUUGUUCUCCUCACGUGACUUCACAUGGAAGAUUGUUUUAGAAGUGUAGGAAGUGUGCAGUUUUUCGUUCAUGUUAAUACUACAGAAAGAAAUUCUUCGAAGCCUUGUUCAUCUGAAUCAAAUCUCAUACAGCCAAUCAUCUAUAAUAGACUCCCCAUAAUUUUUUUUAAUGUGGGAAGCCUGUGUGUCCAUGUUGCACUUUCUGAUUUACCCAGGUGUCUUGCCAGAUAUCUCCAUAUCACUGCAUAUUUCUGUUGCUGAAGAUACUUCACCUGCACCACCUAUUUGGUGCCAAAAGAUUGCAUCUGUUAACCAUUUUAAUGUUAAAAAAGCACAUAAGAGAAGGUAACAUUUCGCUGAUUUGUUGGAGAAAGUAAUAGAUUAACUUUUUUAAAUUUUAUUUUAUUUAUUUUUAGAGUUGGGAGAGGGACAUCAGUGUAAGGGAGAUAGAGCGAUUGGUUGUCUCUCACAUGCCCUCUCUGGAGACCUGUCCUGCAACCCAGAGCUGGGAUUGAACUGGUGACCUUUAGGUUCACAGGCCAGCACUCAAUCCACUGACACCAGCCAGGACAAAAUUAGGGAUAAUGGAACUUAUUUUUUAGAUUCUUAUUCCUUUUUCAUACACUAGUCGACACACUAUAAGCCCAGAGAACAUCAUCUGAGUUCAGCUAUCAGCUUGUAGAAGGACGGUUUUUCCCUUUUUCAGGGAUGUGCUCUUGCUAGAUAUCAGUAAUAAAAUUCUGAAUGGCCACAUCACCCCUGCAAGAACUGCCAGGCUUCCUUCUUUUUGGAUUGUAAAGUAAUGAAGGCCUUUUUCCCCAAAUUUGUUAAUCUUGGGCGUUCUGUGUAUUGUGUGGGGUAGUUUAUAAGCAGAUUUCUGCCCUACGAGCAUGAACCAGUGAACAAUUUUACAUGUGUCUCAAACUUUCUCUGACUCCAUGGGUACAGUUUGUUGUAGAAAUUAACUCAGUUUUUCCCAAACUUGCAUUACUUCUCAUUCCGUCUACCUAGGCAACACUGGGUUCUCUAUAGUUUUCACGAGAAGCCUAGAUGCUGUGAGUUUCAGGAGAGACAGAGGUCACUCCAAGAGGGGGUAGCUAAGACAACCUUAAGUACGUAUGGGUGCAGCAUGAUGUUUUCCUUUGCAAAGGAUGCCAAUAUUUUGGAGAGAAUCUCUGGCCCAGGUUUUACAAAGGGCCAUGUGUCACAAUGUCUGCAAUUCCAUAGGUGAUGGUCACUAGUAGCCCCACAGGGGUAUGGGGAAGCUGUGAUUGCCACAGGAACACUGGCCUAAAUAGGGUUGAGGAGACUGUAACUAGAUGGAAUGUGCCUCUUCUGAGUAAUCAGUAAGUAAAAUUAUUUCAAAAAUUUGAGGAUUUCAGUCACCUAUUAGAUGUUAAUGUCAAAGCCAUUGCACUGGAAGAAAAAAAUAAAGGGUAUCUUCAGUUGAGGGAUGUCACUUUUAUGACCCACCCAGCAUUCUUUUAUGGCAGCUUUAUUGGCUAUAUUUGCUGUCACUGAGGCAAAGUCCCAGGCGUCU